Messenger RNA from Octodon degus (degu), 1878 nucleotides. It is a transcript of the gene Lipc, whose product is annotated as lipase C, hepatic type. The transcript has 10 exons. NCBI's taxonomy places the organism in Eukaryota, Metazoa, Chordata, Mammalia, Rodentia, Octodontidae. Gene Ontology annotation, biological process: lipid metabolic process. Gene Ontology annotation, molecular function: triacylglycerol lipase activity; apolipoprotein binding. Bases 16 to 1596 code for a protein of 526 amino acids. The record is from RefSeq and is a predicted model, not a curated record.
GAUUCACAUGGAACUAUGGCCAGGGCCCAAGAAGCUCCAGCAACUGGAAAGAAGACCUCGGACCCGAGAGAGGCAGGAAGAAUGGGCAGCGCCCGGUGCGGUGCUAUUUUCUUGGUUCUCUGCAUCUUCGCCCAGCCCUGUGCCCAUGGACAAAGCCUGGAUCCAGAGCCGUUGGGGAGACCACAAGUCGUGGAAACAAAGAAAGUCCUGCAGAAGAUGGAGACCACUUUCCUGCUCCUCCUGGACGAGGACAGCCCAGGCUGUGAGAUAGGACCCCACCGGCCCAACUCACUGCAGAAGUGCGGCUUCAACGCCUCCCGCCCGCUGGUGCUCAUUGUGCAUGGGUGGUCGGUGGAUGGCACCCUGGAGAACUGGGUACAUCAGCUGGCAGCCGCACUGGGGACCCAGCCAGUGAACGUGGCGCUGGUGGACUGGCUGGCCCUGGCCCACCGGCACUACGCAGUGGCCGUGCGCAAUGCGCGCCUCGUGGGCCAGGAGGUGGCUGCACUGCUGCGCUGGAUGGAGGAAUCUGCGCACCUGUCCCCGAGCAACGUCCACCUGAUCGGGUACAGCCUGGGCGCCCACGUGGCAGGCUUCGCAGGCAGCCUCAUCGGCGGGAGGCACAAGCUCGGGAGGAUCACAGGGCUGGACGCUGCCGGCCCGCUCUUCGAGGGCACGUCCCCCAGCGAACGCCUCUCUCCGGACGACGCGGCUUUCGUCGACGCCAUCCACACCUUCACCCGGGAGCACAUGGGCCUCAGCGUGGGCAUCAAGCAGCCCGUGGCACACGACGACUUCUACCCCAACGGGGGCAGCUUCCAGCCGGGCUGCCACUUCCUGGAGCUCUACAAGCACCUGGCGCAGCACGGCUUGAACGCCAUUCCCCAGACCAUAAAGUGCGCCCACGAGCGGGCCGUGCACCUCCUCAUCGACUCCCUGCUGCAUGAGGACGCACAGAGCACCGGCUACCAGUGCAGCGGCAUGGCCAGCUUCAGCCGGGGCCUGUGCCUGGACUGCAGGAAGGGCCGCUGCAGCUCCCUGGGCUACCACGCGCGCCGGCAGCCGCGGGGCAAGAGCAAGAAACUCUUCCUGCUGACCCGUGCCCAGGCCCCCUUCCGAGUCUAUCAUUACCAGUUCAGGAUGCAGUUCGUCAGCCACCUGGAGAGACCAGUGGAGCCCACCUUCACCCUGUCGCUGCUUGGGACCAAGGAGGAAGUGCAGCGGGUCCCCGUCACACUGAGUGAGGAGAUCGCCAGUAACAAAACCUACUCCUUCCUCGUCACCCUGGAGCUGGACGUGGGCGAGCUGGUCCUGGUCAAGCUCAAGUGGGAGCGCAGCGCAGUGUGGACCAGCGUCUGGAACACAGUGCAGGCCAUCGUGCCGUGGGGCGGACACUCGCGCUCCUCCGGCCUGGGCCUGGGCCUGGCGCUGCAGACCAUCCGAGUCAAGGCGGGCGAGACGCAGCAAAGAAUGACAUUCUGCUCGGAAAACAAGGACGACCUACUUCACCCAGCACAGGAGAAAGUCUUCGUGAGAUGUGAAGUAAACUCUAAAACACUGAAGCGAAAGAGCACAGGAGCUGUGAAACCCCAGUAAAGAAGACGUGAAUUUUCUUAAAGGGUUCAUCUGUCUAUUUGGAAACCAAAAUUAUAUAGAGAAUCUUGCAUAAAAUUUCAAUAAAGAUCAUAGAGGGGUCUAUUUCACUGCUAUAAACUGAAUUCUAAAAACAAGAUUAUACAACUAUUUUCAAGUCCUAGUGCAGCUAAAAAGCCCUAUUCUCAUCUCUGAUUGUUAAUAUAUGUAAAUAAGUACAAAUGUGAAAGUCAUUUAGACCUGUUGUUCUAAUUUACAAUGUCUUUUAUAAUUAAGUCAAAUUUC